Messenger RNA from Solanum stenotomum, 783 nucleotides. Its product is annotated as ATP-dependent Clp protease ATP-binding subunit ClpA homolog CD4A, chloroplastic-like. Lineage: Eukaryota; Viridiplantae; Streptophyta; Magnoliopsida; Solanales; Solanaceae. The transcript has 3 exons. The coding region runs from base 118 to 783 and encodes 221 amino acids. The record is from RefSeq and is a predicted model, not a curated record.
CUCGAUACCAAGUAAAAUUCCUAUAUAUAUAUAGAACAUAGCUCUCACACGGCUUCUCUGAAUAACACAGAUUGGUAUUAGGGUUCUUUUCAAGAUUUGGCUUUGGGUACAUGAAUCAUGGCUAAAGCUUUAGUUCAGUCAAUAAGCAUUCCAUCUUCAGUUGCCGGUGGUGAAAGGGAUGGACAAUUCAAUGGAUCCUGGAAAAAUCAAACAAGUGUUAGAAUGAACAGUUUUGUAGGACUGCGAGGGGGCAAUGCAUUACUUGUAAAAUCUGGAGAAACUCUCCAUUCAAAAGUGGUUGUGAAACGGCAACAAGGGUGUCGAAUUGUCUCAGAAGCAAAGUAUGAGAUCACCACUACGAAAGUAGUAAAAGUUCUUAUGCUUGCACAAGAAGAGUGUAGACGACUAGGUCACAAUUUAAUUGGAACAGAACAAAUUCUGUUGGGUCUUAUUGGUGAGGAAACUGGUACUGCUGCUAAGGUUCUUAAAUCCAUGGGAAUUAAUUUGAAAGAUGCUCGUAUCGAAGUAGAGAAGAUUAUUGGCAAGGGUAGUGGAUCCGUUGCAGUGAGAAUUCCUUAUAGUUGUCGUGCAAAGCGUGUUCUCGAACUCUCGAGAGAGGAAGCCCACCAACUAGGGCGUAAUUGCAUUGACACAGAACACUUGUUACUUGGAUUGUUGCGCGGUGGUGAAAGUGUGGCUACCCGUGUUCUUCAAAACUUGGGUGCUGACCCCAAUAACAUUUACCUAAAGGCAAGUAAUUUUACUUUUCUCAAACUGGUUUGA